AUGUUGACAUGUAUAACGUGCUCAAAGCAAAGAGCAGAGGAUGGAGAAGAAGGGCCGCGUGGGACUCCCAACACUAAAGAUGCCGUCAAAACCCUCACUUCGCAGAUCAAGGACAUGGCACUAAAGGUUUCGGGAUCAUCCUCGUCAUCCAAAUACAAUAAACCGAGCCAAAACUUCCGAACGGCCCAAAAAUCGUACCGCGAAUUCGACACGAUUUCCGAGGGAGCCCCAUACGAACCUGGAAGCUCGAGCUCGACCCCAGCUUGGGAUUUCAAGCGAACGAGCCACCAUUAUCAUAGAACAGUCCCGAGAUUCAGCGUGUCGUCUUCUCAGUUUGGUGACGUCACAUUGGAAGAUGAAGACGAGCCCCGAGAGUGGAUGGCCCAAGUCGAGCCCGGCGUGCAAAUUACGUUUGUUUCCCUACCGCGCGGAGGAAAUGACCUCAAACGAAUACGUUUUAGCCGGGAAAUGUUCGACAAGUUUCAAGCUCAAAGAUGGUGGGGAGAAAAUUUCGACCGGAUAAUGGAGCUAUACAAUGUGCAGAAGUUCAAUCAGCAAGCUAUGGACACACCAGGAAGAUCUGAGGAUGGAAGAGACUCAACCUACUCCAAGCUGGGCUCAGCCUUCGAAAGCCCGCGAAUGACCCCAUCCAUAAACCGGGAGUGGGCCCCACGAUACAACAAACCGUACGGUGGUGGCCCACCCGAGCCCGCAGCCCAAAGUCAUCAUUACUACAACGCGGGCCCCAUUGAAGCUUCGCGCCCAACAACUGCAUCAUCCAUAGACGAGCCUUCGGUUUCGAUAAGCAACGCUAGCGAUAUCGACUCGGAAUGGAUCGAAGAAGACGAGCCGGGAGUUUACAUCACGAUCCGCCAGCUCAUGGAUGGGACUCGGGAAUUAAGGCGCGUUCGGUUCAGCCGAGAAAAAUUCGGAGAAGUUCAUGCAAAGAACUGGUGGGAAACUAACAGGGAGAGGAUACAAGAUCAAUAUCUUAGCUAA
Striga hermonthica is the source of this 999-nucleotide messenger RNA. The record is from the annotation of a GenBank genome assembly. Lineage: Eukaryota; Viridiplantae; Streptophyta; Magnoliopsida; Lamiales; Orobanchaceae.